Messenger RNA from Macrosiphum euphorbiae (potato aphid), 2298 nucleotides. Lineage: Eukaryota; Metazoa; Arthropoda; Insecta; Hemiptera; Aphididae. The record is from the annotation of a GenBank genome assembly.
AUGGAAUGCCGUCGGACCGUCGUUACCGGCGGAGUGUUGCGAUCGCCUCCGUCCGUGUCAGCUGCACCGCUGUACGAAAGCUGCGAACCCGAACGCUGUCGGCAGCCUGCAAUUGCGCGGGACCGGAAAAAGCGGAGCGACUACACCGAUACCGACAGCGACGACUCUGACGCUAGUAGUGGUACCGACCACAAUAACGCGGCGGCGAAGGCGACCGCCGAAGCGGCCGUUCGAACCAUCCACGACUUGCUGACCGUCAACCGGCGAUUGCUGGCACUACUGGCGGCCACAGUGUCAGCCAAAGCGGUGUCCGUGUCCACCGACGACAAACGACGCUGGCAGCGACUGCGAAAUCACAUCGAAGAAUGCGCCGUAGACGGCCAGGGAGAGAAGACAAACGAAGACGAAAACGACGAAUUUCAUGACGCAUCUGCGACGGACUCCGAGACGUCGUGUACAGCGAGGGUACUGUCCGCGGAGCGUUCGGUGACAAGACAGAACGUUCUGCGUUCGCCACCACCGCCAUCACAGCCAACACCACCCACACAACUCGAGACCGCGGGAGUGCAGGACGAUGAGGGUGCUGGUUCUGAGGUGUCCCGUCUGCGGGGGCGGUGCAGACGGCUGGAGCGGUCACUGCAACAGCUGGUCAACACGGAACUAUGGGCUCGGAACCGGCAGAUCGGAAAGCUCGAGCAGCAACGGUACGUAACGCAGGUGGCCGCACAGAGAGACAGGAGACCGGCCGAGCAGGCGGUGACAGCAGUUGCAGUUCCGCCACAGCAACAAAAUCUGCAGCAGUUUCCUUCGACAGCCGCGGCGUCGACUGCUUCGCCGCCAGCGACCAAAGGAAUCUUGGUAAUUCGGUCAGCCGCGGAGUCAGUCUGCUCCACAAAAUUACCAGCAGCUGCCUGUACAAAAUCGCAGACUGCAGCAGCGUCAUCGCCACCGAACGUAGCCACCAUCACGACGCCGCCGCCAGUGUUGCCGGACUACUCGGAAGUUAACUUUUUUUUUAGCUGCGACGAAGAAGAUGACGACGACGACAAUGAUGACCAUGACCGCCGAGAAAACUCCACCGAGACCAAAUCAUCGUCAGAAGAGGAGACUGUAGAUUCGAACGACUGCAAGGGUGACGAAGAGCCUGUGCGGUUAGCUGCGGUCGGCGCUCCGUUGGCGUCGUUGACGAGUACGCGGAAACGUCACUGUCGACCACAUCAUCGGUUAAUGCAACAGCCGAUCAAGAGCGUCGGCGAUUCGGCGACCGUUACUACGACAACGUCCUCGUCAACGGAGUCUGCGGCCGCUGAGGAGGAGGCGGACGAAUUGAACGGCGACGGCGUUAAUAUGACGACGGCCACCGCUACGUCACCCUGCACCACUCGACGUCAUAGGACCGUAAGUGGUGGCGGCGGUUUGCAUAGAAGGCGGCGGUGCAGGCCACCGCGUCGGUGUUCGACUUGCGGCCGUUGCAGUGGCGGCGUGGACGCGGCCGCGGCGACGGCAGAUCGUCCAAUGCCGUCCGUGGCUGACGCGCAAGUGCAGUGUGGUGACGGAACCGUGACAAUUGACCAUGGCUGCAAUAGUGAUCGUGGCGACGGCGAACUUCAGCUGCAACAGUUGCGACGUGAACUGGACGUCCGGCGGCGUGAAAACGGUCGACUGUACGACAUGUUACUGAGACUACAACGCGGGACGCGACCGGGCGACCGGGGAAAAGGUGACGGUGGCCCUAUGAUUCCGUCUCCCGACUUCUCGGACUCGGAUCCAUGUGGUUCGCCCGAACCGUACCGGCGGGCCGCUGGAGUGGUCCGCGGCCGCAUCGCUGACCUAUUGCCUCCGCUCCUGUCCAUGCGGUCAAUUUCAGACGAUGAUGACGACGACGACAACGAUGGUGGCGACAGAAGCCAUCAGCGGUACCGGCCGGACGGUGCGGAACAACAACAGCAACAGCAACAACAACAGCUGCAACUACUCACCCGCCUCAGAGAACGCAUAGUGGCGUACGAACGGCGUGAACUUAAUGGUGGUGACGACCGCGCAGCUGCUGUCGUGCAGCAGUCGGCGGACCCGUCGGAUGACGCCGUCCGCCGCAUGAACCGCACCGAUCUGGUAAACGUGGCGCUCCCGCGGGUCGUAGAACGACUCCGCCGGGCGCUCGUGCCGCUGUUGCAGCAUCGGUCGGAAAAUGCUGUCGCUGCAGCGUCGGUCCGUGGUGGAUCGGUAAACGGGGGCGCGGCCGGUGGUGAUUUCGUCAUCGAUGGCGCACGAUCACUGCCGCCGAGUGGAGGACGAUGA